GUGCCCCACAUGCACGGGCUGGGCCGCGACAGAGGUGGCCCCGCAAGCCCCGAGGAUGGGGAGGACGCUACCCAGCCCGGUGGGCUCAAGGCGCGCACGGUGACGGAGAAGAUCCGGCUGCCCGCCCUGGUGGAGAAGGAGGCCAAGGCCCACACGCGCGAGGAGGCGGCUGAUUGGGUGAAGAACGAGGAGAACCUGUGGACCCAGUUCGCACAGAGGGCGCUGGGCACGGGCCCCGGACCGCGGGCGGCCGCGGCGGAGGACGCCCUCGCCGCACUGCCGGAGGCCGAGGGCGCCCUGAAGGUCCCGCAGUUGCUGGCCCAGAGCCUCCGUGCCAUGCGGGACCAGCCGAGCGCGGACGAGCCCAGUAUGCUGCGGCCGAUAACGGUGUACGACACGGGGAACCUCGGCAUCGAGAGUAUGCUCAAGAGGUCUACGGCGAAGCACACGCCCCUGGCCCAGGCGAUGGAAGACAAGCCCGAAGCUCUGAUGGACAUCAUGGACGCAGAGCUGCACAGUCAGGUGAGCAUGCGGGCCGCCCCCAACGAGAUCCGGCCCAACCGCUCCAUGAAGCGCCUGACGCGCACUACGAAGGUGCUCCGCAAGACGGGCAACUUCUGCUCCACGGACAACCGUGAUCGCGUCCAAGCAGAGAUAGAAAAGAGGCGGGCCGACCGGAAGGCUAUAUGGAAGGACCCGAAAUUGCAGCGCUUCGCGGCCGAGAAGAUCCAGCGCGUGUGGCGGUCGUGGUACGCCUACUGCCAGGAGAACGCCGAGUGGAUGACGAUCACUUGGAUCUGCGCGACCAUGAUCCAGUCGCACUGGCGCUCCUACCACGUGCGGAGGCUGAGGAUGGACCGGGCCGCCUGCGACAUCCAGCGCCACAUCCGCGGCUUCUUGGUGCGGAACGUGCUGAAGAGACACACCGCAGCGGUGACGAUCCAGCGGCGAGUCGUGGGCAUCCAGACCAGGGCCAAGAUCGCCAAGCUGCACGAGCACGCGACCACCAUCCAGAGGCUUGUUCGCGGUGGCCUCGCGCGCCACUACUGCACGGACCUCCGCGCCUUCCAGACGGACGUGGCCACCAUCAUCCAGAAGCACGUCCGCGCGUACCAGGCCCGGUGCCGCGUGCUUGCCAAGCGCUCGGAGAAGCAGAAAGCUGACACGCUGCUCAAGGCUACGACCGACCUCCAGCGCAUGUUCCGCGGCUGGAAGGGCCGCCAGCACUGCCAGAUCAAGAGCGAGGAGCGCGAGCUCUACCGCGCCAGGAGCCAGGCGGCGACCGUGAUCCAGUGCUCCGUCAGGCGCGUGCAAGCCAAGAAGAGGGUGGACUGCGUGCGCUCGGACAGGGACGAGGAGAUGGCCAAGGCCGUGACGUUUGUGCGCAAGGUGUGGCUCGGGCGGCAGGCGAGGAGGCGCCUGCAGGCGGUCAAGGAGAGCUUCGAGGCGAACCCCGAGGACAUCAUCACGCUCCAGCGCUACCUGCGAGGCUGCAUCGUGCGCGUGAGGCUGUGGCGAGAGGCGGUCCAGACAGAGGAGAAGCUGUGGGCGGCGAUCGAGAUCCAGCGCGCGUGGCGGGGUUACGCCGGCCGCAGGGGUCGCGGCAAAGCCAUCAGCAGUCAUCACUGA
Prorocentrum cordatum is the source of this 1629-nucleotide messenger RNA. The record is from the annotation of a GenBank genome assembly. NCBI's taxonomy places the organism in Eukaryota, Dinophyceae, Prorocentrales, Prorocentraceae.